Molecule: messenger RNA, 1044 nt
Organism: Paramecium octaurelia
Lineage: Eukaryota; Ciliophora; Oligohymenophorea; Peniculida; Parameciidae
Source: the annotation of a GenBank genome assembly
AUGCCAUGUUUCUGUUCAUUCUUUACCAUAAAUAUUUAGAAGCGCAGUUGAAAGUUAGUUGUAUUAUUAAAAUUGGUCUUAAACCUACUUGUCCUUUAUUUCUUAAAAUUGCAUCUAAUAACAAUCUUUGGAGACACAUUAGGUAUAUAUUAAUAUUAGCAUUUAAAAGCACAUUAUAUUUCGCUUCGCAUUUAAAAUAAAAGAAAAAAAACCAAUUUUAGGACUUACAAAGCCUUCAUGCAUCAACACCCUUAUAAUAACAAUAGGAGCCCUGCUACAAAGAUUGAAAACAGGAAGCACAAGAUUCACUAGUGUUUUAGAUUGUUCUAGUAGAGUAUGGAUAGGAUGGCAAUUAGAUUACUCACAACACUAAAAGAGAAAGCAUUUAUAGUGCAAUCCAAAACUUAUAAAAAAUUUGACAGCAUAUAAUCCUAUAGUGUCAGUGUUAAAAUUUUUAACACAAUAUGGCAUCUAUUUGCAGAUCUAGAACUCAUAUAUUGCCAAUAAAUGUAGGCUUAGUUAAUAUGGCAAUUCUGUUCUAUGCUUAAAAAAAGAUGCAGAAACCUGAGAGAAAUCAAUGCCCAUGUGAUCUAAUACCUGGUUAAAAAAGAAUUUUGUAUGAGUGUUAGUCGGAGCAAAUAAUACAAGCUUUUCAGGACAGCUGAUGCUAAAAUCGCUUAAUAACAUUAAUAAAGAGUCAAAAUAAUUCGGACUCUGAGUUGGUAAUUUAUAUAGUUCACAGGGUUACGCAUAGUGCUUCUAAAUUAGAGGUAUCAGAGCAAUAUUAAUAGAGAUGCUAUAAAUUGAAUACUUGGCUGUAUUUGCAAGAGAUAUCUGCUAGUAAUAUAUUGUCGUAUUUCUACAACAAUUCCGGAUCUUAGAUCACUAACUUAACAUUUGUUAUUUGAAUAGUAAAUAUCAAAACGUGUAAAGUAAAAAUCGUAUUACAAAUAAGAAUUUCAGCACCCACGACUCAACUUGGAUAUUCCUUAUGAAGUAAAUUAUGUAUGUACUUUAUCUGAAAAUGUUAAGCAUACAUUUGCA